Ostreococcus lucimarinus CCE9901 is the source of this 510-nucleotide messenger RNA. RefSeq lists its product with no specific name. The transcript has 2 exons. Lineage: Eukaryota; Viridiplantae; Chlorophyta; Mamiellophyceae; Mamiellales; Bathycoccaceae. The coding region runs from base 1 to 510 and encodes 169 amino acids. The record is from RefSeq and is a predicted model, not a curated record.
AUGAGCUUCUACGGCGAAGACAGCCCCACGGACGCGACGGAAUCGCGCAGAAAGUACCUGCAGUCGUGGCGAGACAAGCUCGGGCCGUACAAGUUUGAAGCGCGGAACGAUCUUCGCGCGACGGACGCGAACGAUAAUAACGUGUGGUUUUACCGCGAUCGCGUGGGUAAGUGCCGUGGACCGGCGCCGUUGAACACGAUGCGACAGUGCUGGGUGAACGGCGUCGUGGACGAACACACGUUGGUUUGGGGGAACGGGUUGUCGGAUUGGGUGCCCGCACGAAACGUUCGAGGAUUGGUGCCGAACAUUCGCAACCCGCCGACGAUCGCGUUGCACUGGCUCAUGCGCAAGUUUGUGGACACGGACGAGAAGUUGGCGGCGACGCGCCGCGAGCGGUUCGAGCGCGGGCAGGCGGCGACGGACACGCUCGCGGGCGAAGACGUCUCUCGCUGGUCGCGCCGGCGUCAGAAGGAGACCGACGCCAACACCGUUCCCGCACCGUUCGAGUAG